Dermatophagoides pteronyssinus (European house dust mite) is the source of this 373-nucleotide messenger RNA. Its product is annotated as bladder cancer-associated protein-like. The record is from RefSeq and is a predicted model, not a curated record. Lineage: Eukaryota; Metazoa; Arthropoda; Arachnida; Sarcoptiformes; Pyroglyphidae.
ACAAAACAAAAAUAAUUUAUCCAACACCGAUUAUCUGUUGUUGUUUUGAAUUGGACUCUCGCAACAAAACUAUUGUUUGAAAUUCAAAAUCAGAAAAAAAACGUUCGAAAAUCAAAAAAAAAAAUGUAUUGCCUACAAUGGUUAAUACCAGUUUUAUUAAUACCAAAACCAACAAAUUCAUUUCAUUUACAAAAUCAUAUAAUGUUUAUCAUAUUAUAUAUGAUUAGUUGUUUAUUAGAACGUAAAACAUGUAUGAUUUGUUUAUUAUUAUUUGCUAUUAUGGCAUUUAUAUUAUGUUCACCAAAUAUUGAACAAACAUUUUUACAAUUAUUAAAAAGUUUAGAUUUAUCAUCAGCAACCUGAACCUUUUUUU